Molecule: messenger RNA, 260 nt
Organism: Sus scrofa (pig)
Lineage: Eukaryota; Metazoa; Chordata; Mammalia; Artiodactyla; Suidae
Source: RefSeq, a predicted model, not a curated record
UCCUAGUCUGCAGAUCAUGAGGCGGAUCAUGGCAGGGAAGGGGAAUGAUGACUCCGCAGUCAUCAAGCUCAUUAAGGAAGCAGAAGAGAUGAAGCAGAAUCUGGAAAGGAAAAACAGGAUGCUUCGGAAGGAAAUGGAGAUGUUAUGGAACAAGACAUUCAACACAGAAGAACUCGGCGAUCAACCCAAAGCACCACAGAUAAAGAACAAAGCAGACUUGCAGGAUGGAAAGGCAAGUGGACAACAUGGUACCUAGAAUU